This is a messenger RNA of Metarhizium acridum CQMa 102, 1221 nucleotides long. RefSeq lists its product as uncharacterized. The record is from RefSeq and is a predicted model, not a curated record. Gene Ontology annotation, molecular function: RNA 7-methylguanosine cap binding; mRNA binding. Gene Ontology annotation, cellular component: nucleus. NCBI's taxonomy places the organism in Eukaryota, Fungi, Ascomycota, Sordariomycetes, Hypocreales, Clavicipitaceae.
AUGGAUUUCGACAUUGAGAUGGGAGACGCUGCGCAGGUCACGCAAGACCUGCCAGCAGAGGAACUGCCACUGGCAGAUGAUAUUUUGGGAACGGCCGAACCUCAGGAGCCCGGAGAGCUGGUGGAGGACGAAUCUGCCAACCAGGAUGAGAACGAACGCAAAACUCUGAUUCCCAAUAAGCUUCAUAUUCGAGGUGUCGAUACCUUACAUACGGACGAUAUAAAAGCAUACAUCAAGAGUCAUUUUGGGCCAGUGGACAAGAUUGAGUGGAUUGACGAUAGUUCGGCAAACCUGGUGUUUGUCAACGAGCUUACAGCCCGAGAUGCCAUCAUGGCGUUGAGCGCUAUUGAGGUAGUCGACGUGACAGUUUUGCCGCCAGGAGAGACUCUGCCGGCGAAGUCGUUUGAUGGAAAGCCAGAAAUUUCACUACAUGUUCGCUUCGCUGUCACUACCGACAAGAAACAGGCUGGAGCCGCACUGCGCAGCAGAUACUAUCUCCUACACCCGGAACAUGAUCCCGAAGAACGGCGCCGGAGAUACAAAGAAAACAGGCCAAGGUACAGAGAGAGAGACGACGAUUAUCGCAGAAGCGCUGGCCGGCGAAGACGCGACUCGGACGAUGAUGUCGAGACGUUCGAGGCUAGCAUGUAUGAUGACAUUCCUCGCUCGAGUCGCUCGCAACGAGACUCGGCCCCAGCGGCCAAUUUGAGAUCGUACGCCGAGGAGAACCGUGGAAAAGAGCUAUUCAUGAAAAAAUCUACCAGGCGCGACAGGUCGGCUUCCCCCCGACGAGACCGCGACGGGGAUGCCCAGAUGGAUGACAUGGACGGAUCCUCGCACAGAAAUAGAGCCCAGGCCAGAUCCAUCAAAAAUCGUAUAGUUGCCGAUAAUAGCAGCAAAGAAUUAUUCCCAACCAGAGCUAGUGGACGAGGUGGCCAACUGGAUCAACUUGAAGAUUCCAUUGGCUCUGCGAGGCUAGAAGACCAGGAUCUUCCCAAGAUCGUCGACAUCUCUGACGCCCAAUCCGGCAACUCUAUUAACAUUCGAGGUCUGGCCAACCAGAGAGCUGACGACAGGGCUGGGUUUUCCAUAAAAGGAGCUGCUGCCACGAGUGCUCGGGAGCUGUUCCCCGACAAGCUGGGCGCAAGCAAUGCAGGCAAGGAGCUGCUGGAUCCAGCGCGUUCAAAGCGAAGACAAAGGGCCGAGGACCUCUUCUCCUAA